AUGCCACCCACCCACCACGCCCCCACAAACACGGGCGUAGUCAGAACAGAGGAGUCGAGCGUGAGUCCCCAAGAUGGCCCGGUCGACGCCCGUCCCUUCGGCCUCGACGACGACCUCCAGCAGCGGCAGGAGAACAGGCCUCGUCCGCCUCCCGAACCUCUUCCUUCAAAAGCUGAUUUACUCCUCCUCCUGACCUCGUCGACGGUGAGGUCACAGUGCCCCUGGCCGCGCGAGGUCACGGAGCUGAACGGGUCGUGCUUGUGCGCCUUCAACGUCGAGAACGAGCUGUCCAUCCAGUGCACGGCGGUCAACUUCACGCUCCUGAUGACGGUGCUGCACCAGCGCGCCGGCACCGUGCCCCUCGACCUCCUCUACGUCAACAACACGCGCAUCAGCGUUCUCAACGACAGGACCUUCGACGGCCUCAGCAUCGAGAACAUUCAGUUCUCGUCGUGCGGCAUCUACAACAUCAGCGGCGCCGCCUUCAGGGGCCUGGAGGACACGCUCAAGAACCUCAACCUCCAGGACAACCGCCUCACCGACGUCCCCACCGAAGCCAUCUCCAGCCUCCGCCAGCUGAGGCUCCUCGACCUCUCCGGCAACAGGAUCACGGCGGUGCCUGACGACGCCUUCAGGGGCCCCGCGCUCUCCACGCUCAAGCUGGCGGACAACGAGCUCUCCCUCUCAUCCGGGUCCUUCGCGGGCCUCGAACGCACCCUCAAGAACCUCAACCUGAAGGGGACGAAGCUCCGGUCCGUCCCGCCGGCCAUCCUCAACCUCCCGGUCCUCGCCUUCCUCGACGUCGCGCAGAACCAGAUCCGGGGACUCGAACCAGGCGCUCUACGGAACCUGCACUCCCUGACGGCGCUCAACCUCGAGAGGAACCUCCUGCAGAAGUUGGAGGCGGAGGACUUCCUGGGCGUGAACGACACCCUCAGCUCGCUCUCUCUGCUCAACAACCUCAUCACGGACUUCCCGGCGGCGGCGCUGAAUACCCUGACGGAGCUGAGGGUCUUGGACAUCGGCUUCAACCUCAUCACGCGCGUGCCCCUGAAUGGGUUUCGGUCCGUCACGUCCCUGACCCUCCUCGCUCUGGACGGCAACCCCCUCAGCUCCGUCCCCGAGAGAGCCUUUGCCCAUCUCAACACCACGCUUAGGGGCUUCUCCGUCGGCGGGCGGUUCCUGCAGUGCGACUGCCGCGUCGCGUGGAUCACCGAGUGGAUCCGCGACUACGACCUGCAGGUGACGUCGCGCGAACGCAACCCCCAGUUCUGCGGACAGCCGCCAGAGCUCCGCGAACGCUCCUUCUACCAGGUGAACCCCAGCGAGCUCGCCUGCAACGCCUCCGUCACCGAGACCCGCUGUUGCCGCCCUCAGAGGCUACCACGACCUCCGUCAGGACGACCCCUACCACGACCUCCACGACGGUCACGACCCCUGAGACUACGACGACUCAGGCACCUUCUACCACCACACCGCCGCCGCGCCGCCGCCGCCGCCGCCACCCAGCGGUCGGAACCUGACGCCACGUCCUACCGCCCGGGCACCGCCGUCAGGCCCGACAUCGCCAGCCGCUCCGACGAAGGCCCCACGGGCGUCGGGAGCGUCGGCAGCAUCCAGCGCGGCCCCGGGGGAGAGAGUCCUUCUGGAGGAGGCUCGGCAGGACGCCCCACCUCCUCCUCGUCGCCGUCCUUCGACCUCCCCCCCACCAGGUCCCAGCAGCGCCCCCCGAGGAUCGAGCGCCCCCCGUCGCAGCCCGUGCCCUCCGCCUCCAGGCCCAACCUCGUGCUCAGGACCAACGAAGACGAAGGCGCUGACGACUUCUUCGGAGCGAGGGCGCAGGUGCCCUAUGUGGAGGAGGUGAUCGUUCAACACGCCUACAGGAAGGACAACUCAGUCAUUAUUCAGUGGGAUUCUGAAGUCUCCAAUAUUCUAGGCUUCAGGGUGGUUUACCGGCUCUUCGGCGACAAGAAUUUCAAGCUGGGUCCUCCCCUCGCAGCCUCAGAGCGGGAAUUCAAGAUCAAGAACGUCCCUACCCAGGAGUGCAUCGUCGUCUGCGUCGUGUCCUUGGAGGAUGUGAACGUCACCCCUAGCAACGUCCAGCACUCCCAAUGCCGCGAGAUCCGGACGGAGACGUCGGCCGCGAUGCACAUGGACACCAUCAUCAUCGCGGCGUCGGCGGCCAUCUGCGGCACCGUCAUCAUCGCCGUCAUCGUCUUCAUCUGCUGCAACCGGAAGCGAGGCAGCCGCAGGGACGAGAAGAACGGAAUCCCCGCCGUCCUGAGCCCCGCCUCGCCCCCCCUCGCGUCCCUGGGCACGCUGGGCUCGGGGACCCUCGGGGGCGGCGGCCACAAGGCGGACUGGGACACGAUCUCCAUGUACUCGCAGCGGUCGAUCCCGAGGGCCAGGAUGUACCACAUGGAUAAAGGCUCCGUCAACAACGGCUUCAUCCCAGACGACGCGCGCUCUCACAUCUCUCACGCGUCGUCCAAACACAUCCCACGACCCCGCUCGAUGGCCGACGGGCAGAGCCAGAGGUCGUACUCGGCUCUGAGCGCCGCCCACCUCCGCCACACGCCCGCCUUCAACCCCGGGCUCGGUCUCUCUCGACAAGACCUCAGCUUGUCGCGGCAGUCGCUGGCGGCCUCGCAGUUCAGCGCCGGGGGCUUCGGGACGGGCAUGGCGGUCAACCCCAACGCCUUCGGGAUGGGCGCCGCCUCCGCAGGCCUCUCCCGCGCCGCCUCCCAGCGCAGCGACCGCCGGCGACAGCGCUCCAAGUCCCGCGACCGCGCCGGAUCCCGCCUCAGCCACGCCGGCUCCACGCACUCCCUCACCGGGUACGACACCGACAACUGGACCGACCACGACAUGGACAUCUACGUGGCAAGGAACCCGACUCGCGGGGGCCUCGUGCAGCUCUAGGACCCCCAGUAGCUGAGGUCGCGUCCAAGGCCAAAGCUCCUUUUUGCUUUCCUUUGAGGGAGUCUGUUCCUCUGUAGAGCUCGAGCCAUGAGACCUCGUUCAGCCGCAAGCCUCGUGUCUGCGCAGGGAAGGCUGCGAAGCCUCGGCAUUGAAGCCUCUCCGCCGCGGAAGGGCGUCGCGGCGACUCAGCACGAGAAACGAAGACCCUCGCCGCCUCAUGUGCGCCGUGAAUUCAUCGCAGCUCAAUCACGACGCCGGAUCUGGUCAUGGUCCGUCGCUGACCUCGGAGCCAUGGCAUACGUCGUGAACCUUGACCUUGCCCCCGAGCUAACGCGUGCUUGUGUGGGGGGCGCACAGUCAUAAGCAUAAAACCCAUGCCCCACACUUUUGUACCCAGUGUGUGUAUUCCAGCCAUGUGUUAGCUGUGUUAGAUAGUGGUUGUCAAGUUGUAUUUCGAAGGUCGUAUUGUCGUUUUUUUCUGUGAAUUGAUUUUUUGUAUAGUUUAAAAUGCUUUGUAUAGCAUUUUAUUUGUUGCGUGUGUCUGUGUGUGUGUAAAAGGCGUGAUGUUGAAAUGAUACUAAAAUCAACCUUAGGGUCUGGAAAGGCCUAUAGACCGAAGUUAUUGGAAUAACUAGAAAUUUACUAAUCAGAAAAAAACAGUGUUAUAUCUGUUUUGAUUUAUUUUACAUUGUUAUGCAAAGUGUGAAAGUUCUCGUGUUACCUUGUAAAAUUACAGGUUGUGUUUUUGAAGCCAGUUAAUGUGCAUCAAAGUUAUCUGCGGCUUCGUGUGUAUAUUACUGUGAUCACCGUUGAUAAGGAUUUCCCCUCUCUGUGUUGCAACUUUCUUAGGCGGAAUACAGGUGCGUCGUAAGUACAGUGCAUUAAAUUAUUACCAACGUUCUCUGUAUUUGGGGCGAAAUGCAAUAUGUUAACUUUAAGUCAUUCAUCAUUUUAGUCAUUCAUGGAUGUAAUUCAUCAUUUCAUAACAUAAAUUACACAUCAUUUGCAUAUCUUAGAUUAAGAAUAGCAGUUUACUCUGUUCACAAACUAAUAUACGUGAUUUCCCCGCUCCUUUCUAUAUAAAACGCGUUGUGAACCUACGUUAAGAGGUUACGCGAAAUAAGAAUAAAAAUAUGAAACAAAAUGGAAAACAAUUGUGAUAGGAAAAAAAACUUUUUUGUCUAUAUUUUUUGCACUGAGCGUUAACAUGGACAAGGAAGCAAGGAGAACUGAAGAGAAGUGACCAAGCUUGUGGAUGUUGCCAAGUUUAAACUUAGGUUACCUAAUUUCUAAGUGUCUUUAGUGUGUGCAGUAAGAAAUCGUGUACAAACAAGUGGAAGGGCUUACGAGCCCAAUCUCUGUAUUUAUUAAUACAUUUAUGUACGUACAUGCGUAUUUAUAUAUACUGUAUAUAUGUGCGGUAUACAUACAUACA
This is a messenger RNA of Penaeus vannamei (Pacific white shrimp), 4357 nucleotides long. RefSeq names its product leucine-rich repeat and fibronectin type-III domain-containing protein hattifattener (gene haf). Lineage: Eukaryota; Metazoa; Arthropoda; Malacostraca; Decapoda; Penaeidae. The record is from RefSeq and is a predicted model, not a curated record. Gene Ontology annotation, molecular function: protein binding.